This is a messenger RNA of Doryrhamphus excisus (bluestripe pipefish), 1602 nucleotides long. RefSeq names its product SWI/SNF related BAF chromatin remodeling complex subunit E1 (gene smarce1). Gene Ontology annotation, biological process: negative regulation of DNA-templated transcription. NCBI's taxonomy places the organism in Eukaryota, Metazoa, Chordata, Actinopteri, Syngnathiformes, Syngnathidae. Gene Ontology annotation, cellular component: SWI/SNF complex. Gene Ontology annotation, molecular function: nucleosomal DNA binding; nuclear receptor binding. The record is from RefSeq and is a predicted model, not a curated record.
AGGGCGCUUUAAGAGGAAAGGGGAAAAUAAGAAGACGAAGAAGAAAAAAGAAAAACUGAAGCGCAGUAGCACAUUGAUCACACUGCAUCGGGGAGAACAAAGGCCUGAGUUGACUGGAAAAGAUCGCCAGAGUUCCAACCACCAUGUCUAAACGGCCAUCAUAUACCCCAGCCCCCCCUCCUGUCCCAACUACUCAAAUGCCUUCCACCCCAGGCUUUGUGGGCUACAACCCUUACAGCCAUCUGGCCUACAACAACCUCAGACUGGGAGGGAGCUCCGCAGGCUCCAGCAGGAACCUCUCGGGCAUCACGGUCCCAAAGCCCCCCAAACCUCCAGACAAACCGCUGAUGCCUUACAUGCGUUACAGCCGGAAGGUAAGCAGGAAGGUCUGGGACCAGGUGAAGGCGUCCAACCCAGACUUGAAGCUGUGGGAGAUUGGCAAGAUCAUUGGCGGGAUGUGGAGGGACCUGACUGAUGAAGAGAAACAAGAUUACCUGAAUGAAUACGAGGCUGAGAAGAUCGAGUAUAACGACUCCUUGAAGGCGUACCACAACUCUCCAGCCUACCUGGCGUACGUGAACGCCAAGAACCGCGCUGAGGCGGCGAUGGAGGAGGAGAGCAGGCAGAGGCAGAGUCGCAUCGACAAGGGAGAGCCAUACAUGAGCAUUCAACCUGCCGAGGACCCUGAUGAUUACGAUGAUGGCUUUUCAGUGAAGCACACUGCAGCGGCUCGCUUCCAGAGGAACCACCGGCUCAUCAGCGAUAUCCUCAGUGAGAUCGUGCUGCCUGAUGUACGCUCCGUGGUGACCACGGCACGCAUGCAAGUCCUGAAGAGGCAGGUUCAGUCUCUCAUGGUGCACCAGAGAAAACUCGAGGCCGAACUUCUGCAAAUUGAGGAUCGUCAUCAAGACAAGAAAAGACGCUUCUUGGAGACCACCGACUCGUUCAAUACUGAACUCAAGCGGCUGUGCAGUCAGAAGGUGGAGGUGGACAUGGACAAGCUGGCGGCUGAGAUGGCAGCAGCGGACGAGGCUGCCCGGCGGCGGGUGGAGGAGAAGGAACGCGAGGCGGCUCAGGAGGCGCAGAAAGCCGUGAAGCAAGCGCAACAAGCUCAAGAGGGAGCUGCAAACCAAAACGCCGCCGCCGCUGCUAACCCUGCCGCCGACACCCACCACCAAGACAAGUUCACACCCAUGGAGACAGAUGGAGGAGCACCUGGUGAGGCUUCUUCAGACCCCCAUUGUCCUCCAGCUCCAUCAUGUGAUGCCUCUGUGAAGUCUGAUCCUCUCCUGGAAGCCAGCAACAAGAGCCUGAAUCCCAACUGCAGCAGCAACAGCGCUGAUAGUAUGGAUAGCGUAGCCACCUUCCCAGAAGCUCCAGCAGACCAGGACAGCGCUUCCAGCACACCUCCACCAGCUCUGCAGCUCACUUAAUGUCUCCUCCUGUGGACACAGCUGGAGUACUCAUGGACUUGACUAAACUACUGUAUACUUGCUCAUCACAAAUACCUGCUAACAUCGCAUUCCAUUAGGCCUUCCACUUUUCCACCCUUAGUUGAACUCCACGACCUUUUAGUUGGAAUAAAAUUAGCCUUGCACCACA